Molecule: messenger RNA, 1380 nt
Organism: Sordaria macrospora k-hell
Lineage: Eukaryota; Fungi; Ascomycota; Sordariomycetes; Sordariales; Sordariaceae
Biological process (GO): lipid homeostasis
Cellular component (GO): membrane; endoplasmic reticulum
Source: RefSeq, a predicted model, not a curated record
AUGCGGGAUCCCUUCCCGUUCCCCCCGAUUCCGGCUCUGGCCAAAGCCAGCCAGCCUUGGGCUGAUCGUCUGUCCUUCCCGACCCUGCCGCUCCAUAUCCACGAAGUCAUUGGCGCCGCCGCCUUCUACACCUUCGUCCACGUCGUCGUCUCGCCCUUGGUGUCCAACCUCUUCUUCUCCAAGUACUACCCCAAGCACUCGCGCUCCAAGAAGGCCAACUGGGACACUCACGUCGUCUCGCUCGUCCAGAGCACCCUCAUCAACGCCCUGGCACUAUGGGUUAUGUACGCCGACAAGGAGCGCUCUGCCAUGGACUUUGAGCAGCGCGUCUGGGGAUACACGGGUGCCUCGGGCAUGAUCCAGGCUCUGGCCUGCGGCUACUUUGUCUGGGACCUGGGCGUCACGCUGCUGAACUUCGAUAUCUUCGGGUUCGGCCUGCUCGCCCAUGCUGUCAGCGCUCUUGUGGUUUACUCGUUUGGAUUUAGACCCUUCCUCAACUUCUACUCCACGACCUUCAUCCUCUACGAGCUCUCGACCCCCUUCCUCAACAUCCACUGGUUCUGCGACAAGCUCAACAUGACCGGAUCCCGCGUGCAGCUCUACAAUGGCGUCGCCCUCCUCGUCACCUUCUUCUCCUGUCGUCUGAUCUGGGGCACCUGGCAAUCCGCCGUCGUCUACAAGGACAUGUGGCAAGCUGUGCACCACGCGCCCUCGCCCGAAUACAUCCAGUCCUACUACAACACCACUUCUUCCAUCAUCGACGCCGAGAACGUGAUGCUCUUCGCCGCCAAGCCCGAGCCCGUGCCAAAGUGGCUUGCUGGGCUUUAUGUCGCUAGCAACCUGACGCUCAACACGCUCAACUGGUACUGGUUCUUCAAGAUGGUCUCGGCGGUGCGCAAGAGGUUUGUGCCCAAAGAGGAGAUGGAGACGACCAAGAAGGAGAAGUUGGAAACUGUCGGUUCUUCUGCGGAGAAGGAGGCCGCCAGGUCUACUGGGACUGAACAACCCAAGCGUCCCGUCGCCAUCAACAAGUCCCGUCGCACAAACUCCAUCGAAGAUCUCGUCCCAGACAACGAGGAGCUCCGCGAGGGAACAAUCCACAGAAGGGGCGCGGCUACUACCCACAGCAGUAGUGCCAGCGAGAAUGAUGACGACAACGACGACGACGACGACGACGACGAUCCGGCCACUCCGGCGCUGAGACGUGUCAUCGAGGCAUUGGCCGCUGCAAAUGGCGGAAACCCGCUGGAGAUGUUACCGUUGAUUCCGCGUCCAGAAGAGAGGUCUUUAAGGGAUGUGAUGCCGUGGAUGUAUGUUGAUGUCAAAAUGAAGUCGCCGAAGAAAAGACUAUGGAAGGCGUGGUGGAACUCGUCAAUGUGA